Closterium sp. Naga37s-1 is the source of this 3978-nucleotide messenger RNA. The record is from the annotation of a GenBank genome assembly. Lineage: Eukaryota; Viridiplantae; Streptophyta; Zygnematophyceae; Desmidiales; Closteriaceae.
AUGGCUGCGAAGACCGCGAAGGACGGCCGUGCCCUUCUCAAGCCCGUUGUCGUCCGACAGAAGGCCCAACAGCCAGAGACGGAUGGUUCUGAUCUCGUAGCGAACCUCAUAGAAGCAGCGAAGAAGAUGCAGAUUCGCAAGCUGAGACGAACGAUCCUAGAAAUCAAGAAACAGAGCAGCAAGAAUCCGUCUGGAGGUAGAGCUUCAGGCGUCAUGUCGCCAGCACUUGGCCUCGGAAAUGUCUCUGCACUGGAGUCCAGACCACUCAAGACUGCACCUCUGGUUCAACCAAGCAUCAACGGGACCGAUGACAAAGGCCGAUCGGCGCUCCAUUUCUCCUGCGGAAUGGCAUCUACAGAAUGUGCCAUUGUGCUGCUAGAAUCAGGCGCUGAGGUCAACGUACGGGACAACGAGGGGUUCACUCCUCUCCACAUGGCAGCCGGCUACGGUCGCAGUCAAUCAGUCGAGCUCCUUCUCAAAGCAGGAGCUAACCCGUUCGUCAAAGACAAGAUCGGACGCACCCCGCGGGAACUCGCCGUGGAAAUCCGAGACACUGGCAUGCGUCACGACGGCUCCUCCGUCCCUCGCGGCGACAUGGAGUCAACAAUCACUCUCCUGGGCAGCGCUGAGUGGAAAGAGCAUCAGGCGGCGAAAGAGAGACAGCACAAUGCGAUUGGUGGAAAUUCGGUGGAAAGCAGCGGCGGUUCUGCUACAGAUGAUGGGACGAAGCGGCCGGCAGUUGGGACUCCGUUGGACGAGCUGCUGGUUGCUGCGCAGGCGGGGGAGGCUGACGGCGUGGCGAAGGCGCUGGUGAAAUUGGAAGCGAGGUCGGAUGUUACAUGGAUCGCUGGGCGUGCCGCUUCUCUCGCGAACGCCUUCUCAGCGGCCUGCCGAAACGGCCACGUAAGCAUCGCCGAGACGCUGCUCAAAUCUGGAGCGUCCGUUGACGUUGUGGACGGGGAGGGAGCGACGCCCCUGCUGGCCGCGGCUGACAGUGGCUUCGCCAACUGCGUGCAACUACUUCUUGAAGCUGGCGCUCAGCCUGAUGCCCGGGACAAAGUGGGAGUGACUCCCCUUAUUGCAGCUGCCUACAACGGUCAUGAAGAGGCUUUAUCAGCUCUUGUACGCCACGGAGCUGCUGUGGACGCGCGGUCGCAUGGAGGCGUGACGCCCCUCAUUGCUGCCGCGGAGGGCCGACACGCAUGCUGCAUCCACCUGCUGGUCCAGGCAGGAGCAGACGCCAACGCACGCACGUCAGAGGGCAAGACAGCGCUGAUGCAUGCAGUGGGGCGCAACUCACUGCCAGCAGCGCGCUGCUGGCUGGAGGGAGUCAACCCAGCGGGGGCGGACGUGAAUGCACGCACGUCAGAGGGCAAGACGGCUCUGAUGCACGCAGUGGGGCGCAACUCACUGCCGGCAACAGAGGAGCUGCUGGCUGGAGGGGCAGAUGUCAGUGCUGUGGAUGGGGAGGGUUUGUCUGCCUUGCACCACGGCGCUCGCCUUGAUGCUGCUGACUGCGUUGAGCUGCUAUGUGCCAAGGGUGCGAGUAUGACUAAGAGGUGCAAGAAGGGCCGCACUGCUCUCAUGGACGCACCCAAGGGCUCCGCGUCUGCUGCCAUCCUGGAGGAGAAAUGGACGGCGUUGGAAGAGGAGGUGGCGAGGCGGCAACUGGAACUCCUCGAGCUGUUCGCUGAUGAUGCUUCUGAUGCCGCAUCCUCCAAGCCUAACGCACCCGCAGCAGCAGGCGCCAAGAGCGGCAAGGACAAAAAGGAGGCGGGGAAAGGCCGGAGCCGAACCCCCAAGGGAAUCGCCUCCCUGACCAGCAAACUGCAGGGGCUGGCAGAAGGGCCAGGCUCGGCGGCAGGCUCGGCAGCAGGUCCGGUGGAUUCAGCAGGUUUGGUGGGCGAUGUGCAGAAUCUGGUGGUGAAGACCCCAGAGUCAUCUAGCCGACCUAGUAUGUCCCCUGUGAGUUCGGUUAUGGACUUUGGUCAGACCACUGAUAGCUCUGGUAUGAGCACUGCGGAAGACGAGGAGGGGGAAGGGGAGGGGGAGGAUGAGGAGAGUGAGUAUGACACAGAGGAUAUUUUUGAGAUCAUGGCGGCUGCUAGCAAGAAGGGCUCUGGUGGGAGUGGUGGCAGGGUUAGUGGCGGGGUUGGGUCUGGUGCUGGGGUUGCGGAUGGUAAUGAUGGGUUUAUUCCAGUUGGGAGCGGUGAGAAGGCGCCAAACAGAGUGAGUGAAGUGAGCGGGUGGCUGUCUGGGGGGAGCUACAGCAGGAAGGCUGCAGGCGAGGCAACAGCAUCAGAUUCAACAGCAGCACUGCUUAAGAAGAGUGAAGGCCCUGCGAAUGCCUCUUAUGCUGCAAGGGCCGCACAGAAGAAGAGCCCCCCUGCUGCUUCACCGAGCCUCACACAGCAGCAGCAGCAGCAGUCAAAGAGCAAAACCGCCCUGACCAAGGCAGUCAAAGCUCCAGUAUCUGCUGCCGCCCAGCCGCAGCAGCAGCGACAACCGCAGCAGGCACAGCAGAAGGUUUCGCCUCCAGCAGCAGCAGCAGUAGCAGCAGCAGCAGCACCUGCUCCAGCAGCAGCGCAUGCAGGAGCGUCGCCUUGGAUCCGCGCCCUUGUGGGGGGGCAGGCUGCUUCAGCUACAUCUCCUACCGUCCCUUUGGCUGCAACUCCAUCUCCCACCGUCCAUUCGGCCCCAACUCCAACUCCUGGCCCUGGCAGCAACCCUGCUUCGUCCACUGGCUCGCCUACUCCCAGUGCGGUGCACAGCGGUUCCAAUGGAUGUGCGUGCAAGCAGAGCCAUCACUGUGGGGAGAACACAGGCGAGCUUGCGAGGCGAGUUGCCGAGCUGGAAGCAGAGCUGAGAUCCGCCAGGGCUGCAGCAGAUGCGGCCAGGGCGGCUGCUGCAGCAGAGAGGGCGAGAGCAGCACAGCUGGAACAGCAGCUGAUUAGUGGACGUAAAGCCGCUGAGAUAAUAAGCGCUCGGGACAAAUCGCAGAUCCAGGUUCUGCAGCAAUCCCUCUGCUCCCAAUCCAUCUCUCUUGCAGCAGCCACCGCAUCAGCAGAAGCCUCUCGCCGCGCCCUCGCCUCCUCCCACUCCGACUGGCACUCACAGCUGCAGCGUAUCCGCUGCCAGGCUGUAGCAGCUGCCAUCACUGCUGCUACAGCCAGCUGGCAGGCUUGGGAGAACUCCCAGUUCCGUCCGAACUUGGGCGUUGCUGCCUCAGGGGGUGGUGUUGCAACGAAAACAGCGGCAACAGCAGCGGCGGCGGCGGCGGCGGCGGCGGCGGUGGCGGCUGCAGCUGGUGCUGCGGCAACAGCCAAAGUAGCAGCUACAGCGGGUGGAGAUAAGGCAGGCACAGUUUCAAACAUAUCAAACUCCUCUUACAUUCCGAGCCCGUCUAGCCCUUCUUACGAAGCAAGCUUGACGACAGGCCAUGCAAGUCACUUUGAAGCUGCUGCCACAGCUGUAAACGCUGCCCCUGCUUCCCCUUCACCUUACGGGAUCCUUGAGGUGGCUCUGCUGUGUCAGCAGCUGAGCGAUAGCACUGCUGCUAGCAGAGCCAAUCCAGCGGCAGCUGAAGCAGCAGCAGCAGCAGCAGCAGCAGAGCCUAUGCCACGCCACUCCAGCCACGCGACACCAGGGGUUCAAUACAAGCCCUCGACCACCACUGAGCGUACCGCAGCUACGGCCGCCGACCCAGUCUCUCACGACCCCAUGCUCUCAUUCAAAGCAUCCCUGCUUGCUGGAAAGACUGGCAGAGCCGCAAAUGGUGCUGGCAUUGCGGUGUCUCGUACUGCAAGGGCUGGUGCAGCCAAGCUUGGAGAUGCUGAUGCUUACCCGGCUUAUCCAGCUGAUGAGGAUGUAUCGUAUCCAGCUGACGCACUCAAGUCAGCUCAGGCCGAAGGUGGGAGGAAUCGCUGGGGAAAACGAGCUGGGGGGCUGGUGGAUGAGCAGCGGAUGCGAUACCUGUGA